This is a messenger RNA of Daphnia carinata, 4350 nucleotides long. It is a transcript of the gene DAAM, whose product is annotated as disheveled-associated activator of morphogenesis 1-like. The transcript is spliced from 19 exons. NCBI's taxonomy places the organism in Eukaryota, Metazoa, Arthropoda, Branchiopoda, Diplostraca, Daphniidae. The record is from RefSeq and is a predicted model, not a curated record. Gene Ontology annotation, molecular function: actin binding; small GTPase binding. Gene Ontology annotation, biological process: actin cytoskeleton organization; positive regulation of actin filament polymerization. The coding region runs from base 128 to 3676 and encodes 1182 amino acids.
UGUCAACGACACAGGAUCAUGUCCGCGUGUACGUGUCGUUAAAAAGGGGACCUGUUUUCUUUUUAUUUGUUUUUUUCUCCCGUGUGGAAUUUUCCCUUUUUCAUUCUCAACCAAUCGUCAAUCAAAAAUGGAUUUCCGAUGGAUUGACACGGUCCAAGAGGUCGUGUCGUCCGUGUCGUCGCGGCUUCACCUGAACCGCCUGUCGCGACCAGACUUGUCAUUGGCCGAUUUGAGCGCCAACUGGCGCCGGCGAGUGCCGCGCCCGCCGCGCGUCGACUGGUCCCUAAUCGGUUCCCGGCUGCGUCUCGGCCUUUCACGGGUCAAAGUUGAAGUGCCGGCCAUCAAAAUGCCUCCCAUCCGCAGCCGACGAGGAUGGUGCGGCUGCUUCCAGAAAGAUGAGCCGCCCGAAAUCACCUACUGUGUAGUCAACCAGAACGGCAUGAUGCACCUGCAGACGCUAUCGCCAGCUCAACCGAUGCCGGAAGAGUCGGAGUUGGAUGCCAAGUUCACGGAAUUGCUGGAAGAAUUGGAUCUGACUCCACCCAACCGGGCGGCAAUGUUGGCUCUGCCGGCGGAAAAGAAAUGGCAAAUCUACUGCAACCGGAAAAAGGAUCCUGGUCAAGAGUCUGACGUCUCUAAUCCACCGGAACACUACAUCGCCAAAGUCAACACUAUUGCCCAGUUGCCGUUCUCCGAGGAUGACGCUGAAGAAAUGAGAAUUCGCACCAAACUGGUCGACAGUCUCAAGACGGCGCUGCGGACGCAGCCACAUUCGUUCGUCCAGCGUUUCAUCGAGCUGGACGGAUUGCCGUCGCUGUUGGGCGCCCUCGGCUCGAUGGACGAGCUUACGGCCCAUUGCGGCCUUCAUAAUGCAUAUAUCGGAUGCGUCAAAGCACUCAUGAAUAAUUCAACGGGAAGAGCUCACGUAUUGGCUCAUCCGUCAUCCAUAAAAAUCAUCUCGCAAAGUUUGUCGGCCGAUAAUCCCAAAGUCAAAAUGGCCGUCCUAGAGAUUCUCGGUGCCGUUUGCCUCGUGCCGGGAGGCCACCGCAAGGUGCUCGAGGCCAUGCUCCACUUCCAGGAAUACGCUGGAGAGAGGACACGAUUUCAGACCAUCGUUAACGAUCUUGAUCGGAGUAUUGGUGCCUAUCGGGACGAUGUCGGUCUCAAGACGGCCACUAUGUCUUUCUUGAACGCGCUGCUCAAUUACGGGCCGGGCGAGGACAACCUCGAGUUCCGGUUGCACUUGCGCUACGAGCUGCUCAUGCUUGGCAUCCAGCCGGCCAUUGAUAAAUUGAGAGCACAUGAAAAUCAAACCCUUGACAGACAUUUAGACUUUUUCGACAUGGUCCGUGCCGAGGACGAAAGGGAGUUGGCUCGAAGAUAUGAAGAGGUUCAUGUGGACACCAAGAGCGCGACAAGCAUGUUCGAAUGUCUAAGAAAGAAACUGACUCAUACGCCGGCCUACCCACAUUUCCUCUCACUCCUCCAGCAUGCCUUACUUCUCCCGCUUGAUUAUGGAUCACAUCCGUACCACUGGCUCAUGUUUGAUCGAAUCGUACAACAGUUGGUUCUACAAGGAGAGACGGGUGAAGACAUUGAUGGCGCCCCAUUGGAAAUAAAUGUGAAAGAAAUUGUUCAAUUGUUGGCGACCGAACAGGAACUGCUAGCGGCUCAAAACAAAGCUGAAGAAUUUGAAAAAGAAAAUUGUGAUUUAGUCAACAUGUUGACUCUCAAAGAACAAGAACUUGAUCUUCGGCUUCAGGAAAAGGAGGAUAGUGAAGCUGGGCUCAAUCGGUUGAAAGAAAAGUUCGAACGUGAAACUGUGGCCCAUUUAGAGGCUAAACAGAAGAUUGCCGAUAUGGAAACGUAUCUCAAUGAACUCGGUCAGCAGUUGCAGAUGGUCCAGCAAGAUAAAAUGAAACUGGAACACAUCCUCAACCACUCCGGGACUAGCAUUCCUGACGAUGCUAAAAACGGAAUCAAAGACUUUAGCUUUAGCCCGCCACCCGGCCUUGCUAACUUCAUGAAUGGUAGCAAGGGUUUCGAAAAUUCGAAAAUGCCUCCUCCUCCUCCGCCACCUCCUCUUGGUGGUCCACCACCUCCGCCCCCACCUGGCUUUCCCUGCGCCAUUCAGCCACCGAAACCUGUCGCUAAAAAAGACGUUCCGCCUUCCUCCGUGCCUCUCAAGUGUUUCAACUGGACCAAAAUUCCCGAUACGAAAGUCGCUGGCACCAUUUGGACAGAAUUGGAUGAAGCCAAAUUGUAUAAGGUUAUCGACUUGGGAGAAUUUGAUAAAUUGUUCUCCGCUUAUCAGAAGAACGGCUUAAAUAAUCAUGAGGGCUCAACAGAAGAUUUGCGCCAGAUCACAACUGGUAAAAUGAAGCAAAGGAACCUGUCGGUAGUCGAUGGUCGUCGCGCUCAGAAUUGUACAAUUUUACUGUCCAAGUUGAAAAUGUCGAACGAGGACAUUAUUCGAGCAUUGCUGAGCAUGGAUAGUAAAGAAGAAUUACCAAUGGAUAUGGUGGAACAAUUGCUGAAGUUUAUCCCUACCAAUGAAGAGCGAGCACUGCUGGACGAGCGCAGUAGUGAUUUGGAUUCUCUCUCGCGUGCCGAUCGUUUCUUGUAUGACGUUUCAAAGAUUAGUCACUAUGAGCAGCGUUUGAACACGCUAUUCUACAAGAAGAAGUUUGCCCAAAGCGUCAGCGAGAUGGAGCCUAAGAUUGUGGCCGUCAUGGAGGCGUCGAAAGAAGUGGCCCGCAGCAAAAAGCUCAAAAAAUUGCUAGAGAUCAUCUUGGCUCUAGGCAAUUACAUGAAUCGUGGCCAAAGGGGCAACGCUGUCGGUUUCCGUAUUUCCAGCCUUAACAGGUUGGCAGAUACCAAGUCAUCUAAGAACACGACUUUGUUACACUAUCUCGUCGAUAUUCUGGAGAGCAAGUUUAAAGAUGUGCUGAAGUUACACGAAGAUCUGCCACACCUGAAGGAAGCGUCCAAAGUCAGUUUGGUUGAACUGGAAAAAGAAAUGAGCCAACUCCGAAGCGGCUUGAAGGCAGUUGAAAAGGAAUUGGAAUACCAUCGCACUCAAAGCCAUCCCACAACAGCGGGUGACCGUUUUGUUCCCGCGGUAAAAGAGUUCAUGGCGUCCGCCACUUGCCGUUUCUCCGACUUGGAAGACAAAUUUCAAGACAUGAAAAAUAGGUUUGAGAAAGUGAUUGGAACUCUCGGAGAUGAUCCGUCGACCGCACAACCCGAUGAAGUCUUUGGAGUCUUUGGCGUUUUCCUGAAUUCGAUGGCCGAAGCCAGGCAAGAAAAUUUAGCUGCCAAGAAACGUAAAGACGAAGAAGAAAAACGUCUCUUGCAGGAAGCAGAGCUUCGCAAACGCACGAUUGAUAGGAAAACCAGCAAAGAAGCCAUGCUUAGUCGGGUGUCAAAAGGACUAACGAUCGGAAAUGGACAGAACGGGGGAUCCAACGGGUGCCACGUCAACGGCGACAAAGGAGAAUUUGACGACCUGAUAUCAGCUUUAAGGGCAGGCGAUGUAUUUGGCGAAGACUUGGUUAAAAUGCGUCGUAAUCGUCGUCGUGCUAACGGCUCCCCUCAUCGCAUCAGUCAGACGAGUAAUUCUUCGGUCAGAGAUUCGAGAGAAAACAGUAGAGAGAGGGCGCUAAACAGAAAAUGAAAAGGUGUAAAGGGGAUCACCUUCACGAAAUGUACAUUUGUGUUGUAAGUGGGGCGAAUUUGUAAGGUGUCUUCGAUUUUGAGCGAACAUAUCACAAAAUUCAAUGUCGAUCUACUAAGCGAAAUCAUAAAGCUUAUUAUUUUUGUAUAUAGAACGCAUUUUGAAUUUUUGCAAGAGUAGAAUGUCUAUUUGAAAAUUUUUCCUUUGGAUGUUUCAAGAAUAAUUCGGUUUUCGAUAGUCAGUGGUAGAGUAUCGCUUCAGUUAAUUGUGAAUUAAGAAGAUAGGUUGACAGUUGAUGUCCUUUGCUGCUUUUGAUCUGUUGUUCAAUUUGACAGUUAUUUUUUAGAAUGUUGUACUUUCCCUUCUAGUCAGAUGCUUUGUUUUUUUUUCUCCCAUUCUCUUUUGUUGUAUCCUAUUUAAACAAGGAUCUUAUAAAGAUAAACUUUUUCAUUCUACGUAAGGCAAGACAGGACCAGGAUUCUUUGGCCUAUUUGAAUGCGUGUCUUACGUGUCGUGCCAAGGCCCACGGAGACGUCAGCAUAGCCGUGCACAUUACAAUAUUCCGUUUCCUUACAUUUAAGGGCAUAAAUUAUGUUGAAGUAAACAUAGCGGCUUGAUUUGUACAUAAUGUAAACCAAAAAGUCAAACGAUGAAUACAUUAAUCAAACAAUCUA